UUUAACUAUAAAAGAAGAGGUUCAACUAUUUGUCUUCAGUUUGAUCGUAGACUCUUGCUGCUUCCUUCCUCUCCAACUUUAUCUGUCCUAUUCACAUUCUGCACCGACAUCAUGGGGAUAGUUCUUGGAAUCGUAGUGGAUGUGGCAGUGGCAGCGGUGAUGGCAGCCGCAGAGGCGGCUACAGAGGCGGCUGCAGACGCUGCAAUGGAAGGAGUUGUAGAAGAAGCAGUGGAUGCAGCAACAGAAGGGGCGGCAGAGGCGGCUGCAGAGGCGGCAGAGGCCGGAACCACGGCUGCUGAAACCACAGCUUGGGUUUUGAGAAAUGUUGCCAAAUUCAGCAAAAUGAUUAAAGAAUUUUGUGAAAUUGAUGCUGUUUUCAAAGCUGCAAGAGCUGUUUUAGAGUCUCUCCGUCAGGACCCUGAAGCUGCUGAAAAAUGGAACCGACUGCAUAAAUCUCUUAGCUUAUUAUUAGUCCUAACCAGUAAGAUGAAGGAGUUGAUGAACUGGCUGGAGGACCAUAAAGAAGACACUGUGAAACUGGACAACUAUGACAUCCCUCUGGAAUCAGGCCUACUUAGCAGCUUCAUGAAACCACUGCUGAAGGCUAUUGCAACCUUGCAGAGACUGUCAGAGCACGUCUCUAAACAGAACUUGAACAAGCGUGCAAUGACAGACACACAGCUGACAAUGAUGCACAGAGGCAUCAUCCGUGUGGUGACAACACUCCAGUCGCUGGCUGAAUACGGCAAACAACAUGGUGGAAAGGUGCCUGUAUUGAUGUCUCUUCCAAUCAGCGAAAAAGAAGUUCAGAAAUGGAUGGGGGAUCUCGGUUGUGAAGGAGACAAAGUUCUCUCCCUUCUAAAGCAUCACAACUAUAAGUAAGCCUGUCCACAGUAAAAUAAGAGCCCAGCUGCCGGCUGUCUUAAAAAUAUGUAAUCAUCAUCAGCAACCCCCCUUGGCUCUACAGAAACUUUGAAACAUUGUGAGAAUAAAGUUAGGGGUAUCAGGGUCUAGAUUUUGAUAACUGGUUUAUCUGAGUUUGCUUUUGGCCUUGCUUUACUUGUGCUGUUUUAAAUUUACUUGUGUUUUAGUUGUUUUUCCUGUUUUAAUUUGAGAGUAUCUUCCUUUCUUUCCUUUUGUAAUGGUCUACAAUGGCCUGUGACUUUUUGCCAACGUCUAAAUGUUAAUUGUUUCUCAUUUCUCCAAUUGUUGGGCAUUGGGAUUUUAUUGUUAAUGUUUUUAUCAUAAAUCUAUACUUAAAUAAAAAGUCUUUACUGUGCACGUCUGUCAGGUGUAUACUUGAAUGUUUUUUGUCUUUUAGUUAUGUAAAGCACUUUGUGUUGCACAAGUUGUAUGAAAAGGCUUUACAAAUCAAGUUUGAUUUGAAAAUUACAAUUAAAACACUAAC
Messenger RNA from Cololabis saira (Pacific saury), 1408 nucleotides. RefSeq lists its product as uncharacterized. The transcript has 3 exons. NCBI's taxonomy places the organism in Eukaryota, Metazoa, Chordata, Actinopteri, Beloniformes, Belonidae. The record is from RefSeq and is a predicted model, not a curated record. Bases 112 to 882 code for a protein of 256 amino acids.